ACAGUUUCGCUUGUGUCAAGGAACCAAUAACAGCUGCCGUCAUAAGACCCAAGUGCGGUGGCCGGUUGGUGGUUGGCAUAUCGAAACGCAACAGGAAGAAGGAAAGAGAGAGAUAAAAAAAGAAAGAAAAAAAAGGAAAGGCAGUGCAGGUGCAACUAGACGGAGAAACUGGGAAGGAAAGAGCACGCGGCUGCUGUGUGAUUUCUCGAUCUCGAAGGCCCGCCACCAGGAGAAUUGGAGAUCAUGGCGACAGAGCUUGCAUCCUUAGUGAACCGGCUGGAGACCGCCGUGGCGAGGUUGGAGAAGGUGGGUCUGUCGGCGCCUGCAGGAGGAUCGCCAGCAGCACCAGCAGGAGGAGCUCCCGAACCCGCUCAGCAGGAAGAGCGUCGUCCAGGCUUGAUUUGGGGUGAGGAUUGCACAGUGCCAUUCGUACUUGCCUACGAUGACCUCCUCUCAGGCCCCUUCAAGGCCUUCCUGGACACUAGCAACCAGAUUGGGGGAGAUGUCGCUGCAAUUGCAAAGAUGGUGCAGGAAACAUUCAUCAAUCAGCGUGCUUUCUUGGUCAUGGCUUCAAAGAGUCAACGACCCCUUGACAGUGAACUGCCUCAGGUACUAGAGCCAACUGGCAAGAAGGUCCAGGAAGUGAUUGCAUUUAGGGAAUCUAAACGCCAGUCGCCAUUCUUCAAUCACCUGUCUGCAGUGUCCGAAUCUAUUCCUGGCCUAUCAUGGGUGGCUGUUUCUCCAGCACCAGCACCUUAUGUUAAGGAGAUGGGAGACUCGGCAGUAUUCUAUACUAACAGGGUUCUCAAGGAAUACAAGGACAAGGACAAAGUUCACGUUGAAUGGGUCCAGCACUGGAACAACGUCUUCAAGGAGCUUCAGCAGUACGUCAAGACUCACCACACCACAGGUCUCUCCUGGAACACUCGUGGUGGCAACGCAAUGUCAAACCUCAAGGCUGCUCCGGCUAACUGCGGUGUUCCUCCCCCUCCUCCUCCUGGCAUCCCUCCCCCUCCCCCAAUGGUCCCACUGGUGCCAAAAGCUGUGGCUGCGGAGGAUGAUGGCCGAGCUGCACUCUUCGCCUCUAUUAAUAAGGGAACAGAUAUCACAGCCGGGCUCAAAAAGGUGGACCGCAACGCACCUCGUCUUCCACCAGGGGUGUGGACGCCACAGACAGUUAGAGAUGACCAGAAAACCCACAAAAACCCCAGUCUGCGUGAGGGACCAAAACCAUUUGUCAAGCAGACAGAGACUGCCCCUGUUCGUGCACCCACUCGUGAGUCACCAGAACGCCCUCCCAAGUUUGCUCUUGAAGGGAAGAAGUGGUUUAUCGAAUACCAGAAAGACAAACCAAGUCUUGUGGUCGAUAAUGCUAAGAUGGAUCAAUCUGUGUACAUCUUCAAGUGCCAGAACAUAGUGGUUCAAGUUAAGGGUAAAGUUAAUUCUGUCAUAUUAGACUCCUGUAAGAAGUCUGCUGUAGUAUUUGAUAACCUGGUUUCUUCUGCGGAGGUUGUCAAUUGUCAAUCGUGCAAGGUCCAGGUGAUGGGCAUCAUGCCAACUAUCACGAUUGAGAAGACCGAUGGUUGCCAUGUUUACCUGAGCAAACAGUCUCUCAACACAGAAAUCAUCACAGCCAAGUCCUCUGAAAUGAACAUCCUUAUUCCCAAAGAGGAUGGCGAGUUUGUAGAAUGUCCUGUUCCUGAGCAGUUCAAGACGGUGAUCAAGGGCCAUUCCCUGGUCACUACAUGUACCGAAAAGGCUGGUUAAAGUCUGUGAAACAAUGCUCAUGUAGGAGAAAUAGAGAACAAGAGGAAGAGAGAGGAUAAUUUUGGAACCUGGCACAAUUAAUUUACUUGAUUUAAAGAAAAAAUUGUUUACAUACAUUAAGAAAACACAUUUGAGGAUAUUUAUUGGUGCUUGAUGUGAAUAGUCAUCCCAGGAAGUGAUUUUUAAAGGAUUUGUUAAUAGUGGAUUCAAGAAAUGUCCAAAUUUCGUAGUGGAUUACAGUUUGAUACAUGUAGUUUUGAUUUGAGAAUUUUCUUUCUUGACAAAGACGUAUUAGAAAUUGAUGAGUCCUCAGAGUGAAAUGAAGGUUUAAUUAUGCAAGCACAAGAAUAAUUACUAGUUUCAGCUUUUUAUACAAUCAGUAUAAAGCCAGUGUUACAUUAAACAUAAUUUAACUACAAACAACACAUUUAAAGGAUUGGCACCAAAUUAUUUAGAUGUUAUGGCUUGAUUUAGUAAUUGCCAUAGUGUGCAAUGAGAUAGAAAACACAGUCAAUGAAAUGAUAUUUCCUUGAGUUAAAAUAUUAGAAAGGAUCAUGAAUUUGUUAAUAGUUCAUCUAAUUUGUGAUUCCAGUUCCCCCACCAAGUCAACAGUUAGCUCUAGACUGUAUCAGUUAUUUAUCCAAAAAGCAACAACAUUAAAAUGGAAAAGUGAAGCUUUUUUACUCAUAUGAAUGUAAGACACAAUGUUACUCAAAAGCACAAGUUAUUUAGAACCAGUCUGAUUCCUCCUCUAAAUAGCCAAAGAAUUGUUUGAAAAAUGCGUAUGGAUAAGGAAUGCAUGAGAGAGAUAUUUAUAACCUUUGUAAAGUGACAAGAUCAAUGGGAAUGAUUUAGCCAAAGUUUGUAAUGAAGGUAAAAAAGGUAAAAAAAAAAUGAUGAUAAUGAUAUAGAGGAACAAUAUCAGCAUACUGGUAAGGCAAGUCUGUUUCUUCCUUUAGAAAUAUUUCCCACAUUGUCAUGGUUGCCACUUCUGGAAUUAGUUUUCUCAUUCAUUAUCCCUAGAAGAAGAAGAAGAAAAACAUUGUAGGGAUACAUGUUGCUACUUUUAUAUAAGAAGAAAAGCGAUUUUUACACAAAUUUUGAAUGAGAUCUUUCAUUACUCUUCUUGAUGCUGUAUGUAGUUUAGUCCCAUAAUUUAUUAUUAUUCCUCUAGUUUCUUUACCAACUGGUGAAUUUGGAAAUGUAUUAGACAGUGGCAUAAUUAUCAAACAGUAUGGGAAAAUCUAGCCUUUUUACUUUGCUUUAUUAUAAUUAUAAUUGUCUACUGCAAAUGUUGAUUAACUGUACUCUUCCAUUUUAUAUGCAUAUCAGUAAUGAUUUUGAUUUAACUAAUAAAAUGUACAAGUGGGUACCA
Molecule: messenger RNA, 3142 nt
Organism: Penaeus vannamei (Pacific white shrimp)
Lineage: Eukaryota; Metazoa; Arthropoda; Malacostraca; Decapoda; Penaeidae
Gene: capt
Product: adenylyl cyclase-associated protein 1
Biological process (GO): cytoskeleton organization; actin filament organization; cell morphogenesis
Cellular component (GO): cytoplasm
Molecular function (GO): adenylate cyclase binding; actin binding
Source: RefSeq, a predicted model, not a curated record